Messenger RNA from Ustilaginoidea virens, 2277 nucleotides. RefSeq lists its product as uncharacterized. The transcript has 6 exons. NCBI's taxonomy places the organism in Eukaryota, Fungi, Ascomycota, Sordariomycetes, Hypocreales, Clavicipitaceae. The coding region runs from base 1 to 2277 and encodes 758 amino acids. Gene Ontology annotation, molecular function: polygalacturonase activity. The record is from RefSeq and is a predicted model, not a curated record.
AUGCGGAGGUCACUCGUGGGUGUCGUCGCCGGCUUGGCCACGGCCACGGCGUCAUCAGCAUCGCCUACUCGGGAGGGCAGCACCAUUGGGGCUCGAGCCGGUGGCUUCUGGUACGCAGACAUGGACCACACUGGCGCGCCGAGAGGAUACGCUCCCCAUGCGGACAAGGCGGGAGAGUAUGCUGUUUUCAAGGCUGUCAAGCCCGGCCACGGAGCUGACAUCCAGGAUGCCAUCGAUUCAGCUGUGAAUGGUCCCCGGGAGAAGAAAUGGCUGGCUUCUCAGCCACGAGUUGUCUAUAUCCCCUCUGGAACAUAUACCCUCAGCAAAACCAUCAACUUGCGCACCGAUACCAUUCUCAUGGGAGAUGCUUCGAACCCUCCCGUCCUCGAAGCAGCUAGGGAUUUCAGCGGCAACACUCUUAUCAACGGCCAAGAUCCGGCGACAGGAGUGUCUGGCGAGAUCUCUUUUGCCGUCGGCCUGAAGAAUCUAGUUCUCGACACUACGGCCAUCAGCGGAGGCCACAACUUCACCGCCUUGUACUGGGGCGUCGCCCAAGUCGCCCAGCUUCAAAACAUCAUGAUCAGAAUGCCGUCUUCUCGCAACGGCCAAGGCCACACGGGUAUCGAGCUCGGACGAGGAUCAACUCUUGGUCUUGCCGACGUUCGCAUCGAAAAGGGACAGAACGGCAUCUGGCACAAUGGGCACCAGCAGGCCCUCUACAAGAGCAUCUAUUUUUACCAAAACACCGUCGGCAUGCUCAUCUCCGGAGGAAACACCAUCAGCCUCCUUGCCCCAACCUUUGACACAGUCGGAACCGCCGUGAAAAACACCGGGGGCAGCCCCUUUGUCGCCAUCAUUGAUGCCCGCUCCAUCAACUCGGGCGUCACGUUUGACUCUUCCGUCUACCCUUCCAUCGUCAUCGACAAUCUGACAAAGGACACCAACUCCGACAUUGUCCAGCUGCCCAGUGGUACGGCUCUCGGUGCUGCUAGCCACGUCAACAACUUCUCCUUUGGCAACACUGUUGGCCGCCAUCCCAUCUACGGCGCCACCCAAUCCUCAGCCACUCGACCAGCUGCUGCUGCUCCGGGCGGUCGCAUCCCGGUGUUUGCCGCUCCCAACUUUGCCGGGAACCCCAUCACCGACUUCAUCAACGUCAAAGAUCCCAUGCAGAAUGGUGGACACACGAUCAAGGGCGACGGUACUGUUGACGAGGCGGCUGCGCUGAACGACGUUCUCCAGUUUGCAGCCCAGCACAACAAAAUUGCGUAUUUCCCCUUUGGCGACUACCGCGUCGAAUCCACUCUAUUGAUCCCCAUCGGAUCGCGCAUCGUCGGCGAGGCCUGGUCCACCAUCUCCGGCGCGGGCCAGUUCUUCAAAGACUCUUCCAAUCCAAAGCCGGUGGUCCAGGUUGGUAAAGCAGGAGAUGUCGGUACCGCGCAGAUCCAGGACAUGCGCUUCACUGUUGCCCAGGUCCUCCCCGGAGCCAUCAUUGUGCAGUUUCAAGCUGCCGGCUCCAAACCCGGAGAUGUGGCGCUGUGGAACUCUCUCAUCACUGUCGGAGGAACACGCGGUGCCCCGGAUCUGACCGGCUCUUGCACGGAUGCCAGCAACGAGUGCAUGGGAGCUUUCCUCGGUCUUCACUUUGCCAAGGACUCGUCUGCUUACGUCGAGAACGUCUGGAACUGGGUGGCCGACCACAUCACCGAGGACUUUGACGGGGGUUCCAGCAUCGCAGGAAAGGGGGGUGCCCUCGUUGAAUCCACAAAGGGCACCUGGUUGCACGCUCUGGGCAGCGAACACUGGUGGCUCUACCAACUCAACCUCCGCUCGGCCAGCAACGUCGUCGUGACUCUGUUGCAGAGCGAGACCAACUAUGAGCAAGGCGACAAUGCGCGUCAGGUUGUACCCGCGCCAUGGAAAGCCGACGUCGAGGGCUGGGGAGACCCCGACUUUUCUUGGUGCAAUGGCGGUGACAAGCGCUGCCGGAUGGGUUUCGCCAACUACAUCCAAGGCGGCUCCGACAUUCUCUACUAUGGCUCUGCGUCGUGGGCAUUCUUUAGCGGACCGGGCUACCAAGCAUGUUCCGGGCCUUACCAAUGCCAGAGAUACAUGCACUACAUUUCCCAGACACCCAAGAAUCUGCAGGCAUAUGGCUUAUGUGCCAAGGAUACCAGCGUUGCGCUGCGUCUGGGCGACGGAACCGAGAUCCAGGCCCAGGAUGGCUUUAGCGGUGGUUGGAGUCCUGGUUCGGACGUUGGCCGGUACACAACCUGA